Sparassis crispa is the source of this 2748-nucleotide messenger RNA. RefSeq lists its product with no specific name. The record is from RefSeq and is a predicted model, not a curated record. The transcript is spliced from 4 exons. NCBI's taxonomy places the organism in Eukaryota, Fungi, Basidiomycota, Agaricomycetes, Polyporales, Sparassidaceae. The coding region runs from base 1 to 2748 and encodes 915 amino acids.
AUGCUCUCGCACUCGUCUGCAGAUGUCCCGGUGCUCUCCCUCUCCGAUAUCAUGCACACAAUGUCGCCGUCCCCCGCACCGCAGCCGCCUCUGCCUUUUGAUUCGGCACAUGUAUCGCUUAUCCAGGUCGACCAAAGUGGAAUCUUCGGCUCGCAUGUGGACCCUACACCUCAGCGGCACUUGUCUGUCGAUCCUCUGGAACAAGUGGAGCUUGAGACCAUGCGCUUUCGUGUACACCAGCUUGGUUUUACGAGUCCGCAUUCGGCCAAUGCCAAUAUGACUCCCGCAGAACGGGAGCUUGCUGAUAUGGUUUUGCGUUUGACCUCCGACCCGUUACUCCACCCCUCUCCGUCGCAGCUUGCCUCUCAGGCGGAGACAAUUGCUGGGCUUAGUGUGCAGCGCAAUUUUUUGCUCCGUGAGAAGGAGGAAGAACAGGCGCGAUGGCAGGCUGAGCGCGACGGCUGGGAAAGAACUGCCGAAGCUCUUAUUGGCAGACGGCGUGCAGCGCAAGAUGCUGCUGAAAAAGACUAUGAGGCUGAACGCCAUAUUGCACGUUUACAAGAUGACAACAGGGCCCUUCGGCACAAGUUGUCAGAGUCUCACAGCCGGAUGUCCACUCUCGAGUCUGAGCUCAACCGUCUUCGUCCUCUCCUUCUCGUCCAACCUGCUCUUCUCCGGGACCCAUCAUUGCUGCAGCUCCCGGCACUAUUUUCUUCGAAUGCACCACCCAAGGCAAAACCAGAGCCUAAGAAAGGGAAACGGAAAAGCAAGAAGGAACGCGAAAAGGAAAAACAAACGGAAGAGAACGAGAGAGAGGCAGAGGCUCUGGCGCUGGCACACGCCCUCGCUCUAACGAAUGCAGAAGAAGAGACAACUGCGGACAAGGAAGUAGACGCCGGCACAGCCAUACACACCGUCGCCGGUGUGAACGCGACAGGCGAUGACCAGCGGGACCUUAUGCAAGUCGACGCGGAGAAUGACGCACCACAACUCGCAGUGGAGGGCAACGCUUUGAGCGAUCCGUCUGCCCUGCCGCUGGAGGGGCCUACAUCCGGUGGUAAGCCACAAGACAAUGAUGUAAAGCCUGAUAAGCAAGGUAAAGUCAAGGUCAGGAAGACGAGGAAGUCCCACGCUGGCACGUCCAGAGACCACGCGACACCUCUGCUCUCUGAUGCACGCGCGGAAUGCCUGCUCGUGGCCGCACGGAGAAUCGCACGUAUGCGUGCAGAUGCAAUUGCCGAUCUUGCAAAGGAGCGAGAGGAACAACGUCAGCGUGAACAGGAACUGGAAAAGGAGGAGCGCGAACGGCUUGUGGAAGCAGCUGACGCUCAAAGACUACGCACCCGCAGUAGCCGGCACGGGGAGCUUGAUCGGGGUGACGACGCGGGCCCUUCUACUCAUUAUGCAUAUGGCGCCAUGGCCCACGCAUCAUCUUCGUCGGGUCGAGACGCUCCAGCGUCUCUUCAUCCCAAUGCAGCUUCUACUUCCGAAACUGCACCGAUACACGGGCGUCCUCUGCAGCUUCCAUCGCAUCUUCACCCGUCCAUACAGCACUCUCAACAGCCACCACACCUCCCAUUGCAUCCCAACUCCCCUCAUACUGUGCCCCAAGGGUUUGUAUACAUGCAUCCUCGCUUUGCUGACCCUGUAUCCGGUGGUCCUGGUACAAGUCAGGGUGCGCAUGGAGUCCCUCUGCUAGUUCCCUUACCUCCUGGAGUGUGGCCGCUGCCUGGCGCGCCAACGAGCGGCAAGACCAACCAGGUGCGGACGCCGGUCCGGAAUACGGGAAGCUCACAAGGCGUAACCACACCCAUGGAUUCGCUUGUGAGUGCGGCGAGAACGAUGAUGGACGAUGUGGACGAGUCGAACGCGGACGAGGUUCCGCGAAGGCGUAAUGCGACCGCGGCUGCGCUCGACGCUCAAGAUAGCCCGGUUCCGAAGAGACGAAGGUCUGUAACAGCUUCAGCAUCGGGCUCAAGGAUGAAACCAAGAAGCUCCAGACGGGAACCACAGCCUGCAGAGCUGGAUCUGGGCGGAGGAAGGGGGAAAGCGAAAGGGAAAGGGAAGGGGAGGAGCGGAGAAACUCCCACGGACUCUGGCGACAGGGCCAAGGAGCCUACACCUCGAUCCGUCCCACUGUCAGCUACUCCUGUUCGUAGCGCGCUGGACGUGCUAGCGGAACAAGCCGCGCAGGAACAAGGGAGGUGGCCGUCCAGUGGUCCGGGGAGCAGACGGCAAAGUUUGGAACCCGAGAUGAGGCUGGCUUUGUCGGGUUUCACGACGCCGAGGGCGGACUCUGUCACUUCAGUUGCGAAUACACCUACGAAUAACAAGGGAAAGGCGAGAGCCAGCGAAAAUCCUGAGCAGGAGCUAACGUCUCUAGACCCCUCGGUGGAUACACGUCACGCACACUCUCAUCAUGAUUCGCAAAAUCAGACGAAAUUUACGACCAGUCAUAAUCCGUUUGUUGAACAUGACUAUAUGGUUGUUCCAGGGUUAACUCCAAGUUUCAGAAGACCGCCUUCCGCGCCACCAGCUCCAGUGGACGAUCCUCAUGUCGGGCACAUCGGAUCUAUUGCAAGGAUUGCAGAAGUUUUAGUUCGGCAGGGUACGCAGAUCGAUCUACAGGAGGUUCGGAGGGGCGUGACGAUACCCGUGCCAUCGACUCCCCCCCACCGGAGAGGAACCCGCGCUACCACUGAAGAGCCGAGUCCACGAAGAAAGUCCCGUAGAGACGAUCGUCUGUAG